GAUCAAUCGAUUGCCGGCUUCUUGCUUCGUCAAGGGUAUUUUUUUUCUCUUUGGUCUUUCCUCUGAAUCGUGUAGUUUUCCUUGCUUUUUUCCUUCCUCUGUUGCCGCCGCCGCUGUAACAAAGUUCCCUUUUUUUUUCGAGAAACAAGGCUCCUUGACUAUGCCAGAUUCUUUCAUCCCCUUGUAUUGUUAUUAUUAUCCAGUUCUUGUCUCGUCGUUCCUUGCAAGGAACAAUCGUUUCGUCAUUUCAGUUUUUUUUUAAGAAGGGGAUAGAUUUAUUCUAGCCUCUACACCGCACGGUGCAUAUGGAUGGCUAUUUUGCAUCUAAGAGUAGCUUAUUACAAUCAACAUUUGAAUACCCAACAAAUGGGGUAUGAGAAGACAAAACGAUAAGAACCAAACCAUUUGUAACAAAAAAAAAAAUUAGGGACAAAUUUUAGUACUGAACUGGCAUCUAUGUUGGUAUAAAUCUCUAUAACAGUAGUUUUCAAACGCCGGUAAUGAUAGGACAAGUCGUUUCAGUUUUCUUUCUUCAGUUUUUCGUGUGUUCUGCUUCCACGCAACUUCGGUUCUACUGAAGAAGCUUUGUCCUUGAAUGUUCAAACUUUCAAGUUAUCUUCGCUCAAAGAAGGAAACAAAAAUUCAAGUUUUUUUAGGGGAAACAAAAAUUCAAGUUGUCCCUGGACUGGAGCAUGCUCCUCUGUUCUUUCUCUGUUUUGCACCCCGAAAGGAUUUAGGGUUGUAAUCGACAACGAAGCCUCCGACGACGCGACUGUGAUCCGGGUGGACAGCGUGAACAGCCACGGCACGCUCCUCGCCGUCAUCCAGGUCAUCGCCGACCUCAACUUCGUCAUCCGCAAGGCCUACUUCUCCUCCGACGGCAGCUGGUUCAUGGACGUGUUCAAUGUCACCGAUCGUGACGGCAACAAGGUCCUCGACGAGCCCACCAUCUCCUACAUCCAGACGACGCUGGAGGCGGACGACUGGUACUACCCGGAGGCGCGCAACACGGUGGGCAUCGUGCCGUCGGAGGAGUACACCUCCAUCGAGCUCACCGGCACCGACCGCCCAGGCCUGCUCUCCGAGGUGUGCGCGGUGCUCGCCGGCAUGCGCUGCGCGGUCCGGAGCGCCGAGCUGUGGACGCACAACACGCUCGUCGCUGCCGUCGUGCACGUCACGGACGCCGGCACCGGGGGCGCCAUCGAGGACGGGGGCCGCAUAGCCGACAUCAGCGCGCGCCUCGGGAACCUGCUACGCGGGCAGAGCAAAGUGCGCGCCGCGGCCGCGCCGGGGGGCAGCCUGGCGCACAAGGAGCGCCGGCUGCACCAGAUGAUGUUCGACGACCGGGGCCACACUCCCGCAGCUGGUGCCAGCGCGGAGUCGUCCUGCCCGUCGCGGACGGAGGUGUCCGUGACGCCGUGCGCCGAGCGCCGGUACACGGCCGUGGUGGUCCGGUGCCGCGACCGGCCCAAGCUGCUGUUCGACACGGUGUGCACCAUCACCGACAUGCAGUACGUGGUGCAUCACGGCACAGUCAGCGCGGAGCCAUGCGGUGGCGCAUACCAGGAGUACUACAUCCGCCACGUCGACGGCCACCCCGUCCGCUCCGAGGCCGAGCGCCAGCGGCUCGUCCACUGCCUCGAGGCCGCCAUCGAGCGCCGCACCAACGAGGGCCUGGAGCUGGAGGUGCGGACGGGCGACCGCACGGGUCUGCUCUCCGACAUCACUCGUAUCUUCCGCGAGAAUGGUCUCACCAUCCGUCGCGCCGAGAUCUCGUCGGAGGGCGGCGAGGCGGUGGACACGUUCUACCUGUCCGACCCGCAGGGCCACCCCGUGGAGGCCAAGACCAUCGAGGCCAUCCGCGCGCAGAUCGGUGAGGCCACGCUGCGGGUCAAGCACAACCCGUUCGCCGGCGACGGCCGCGGCAAGGGCAAGGACACGGACGCCAACGCCGCCGGCGCCGGCACGACGGCGUUCAUAUUCGGGAACCUGUUCAAGUUCUACCGGCCGUUCCAGAACUUGGGAAUCAUCAAGCUCUACUCGUAAUAUACACUGAUAUGCAUAUAUACCACACUUGGUUAAAAAAAAAAAUUCCACAGGUUCUCGGCAGUUUAUGGUAAAUUUAUCUUUAGACAGACAACAGAUUUCGCUGUAAAUAUGGUCCUGGAUGGUGAUGAUAUAUGUUUCAGUGUAAAUAUGUUGGUAAGGCUUUACAUAGUAGAAAGUUGAUGAAGAAAUGCUAAGUUAGCUCCCCAAAAAAUAGUGCCAGGAGUACACUGGAAGUAGGGUAUGUUACUUAUGUAAAUACUCAUCUUGUACAUAUGUUCAUACAUAUUCUUGUAGGGGGAGAGAAUACAAGGAAAAGAAGAAGAAAAGGAGGAACUUUUGAAUGCUGUAGCCA
This is a messenger RNA of Phragmites australis (common reed), 2401 nucleotides long. RefSeq names its product ACT domain-containing protein ACR6-like. The transcript has 4 exons. The record is from RefSeq and is a predicted model, not a curated record. The coding region runs from base 892 to 2046 and encodes 384 amino acids. NCBI's taxonomy places the organism in Eukaryota, Viridiplantae, Streptophyta, Magnoliopsida, Poales, Poaceae.